Molecule: messenger RNA, 4148 nt
Organism: Mugil cephalus (flathead mullet)
Lineage: Eukaryota; Metazoa; Chordata; Actinopteri; Mugiliformes; Mugilidae
Gene: znf280d
Product: zinc finger protein 280D
Exons: 18
Coding region: 167-2689 (840 amino acids)
Biological process (GO): regulation of DNA-templated transcription
Molecular function (GO): RNA polymerase II cis-regulatory region sequence-specific DNA binding; DNA-binding transcription factor activity, RNA polymerase II-specific
Source: RefSeq, a predicted model, not a curated record
CAAUCCGAGCAUUUCCGCCGUCCUCGGCCAGCCAGCAGUACUCUUUUUCCCUGCACGCCUUCAACAUCUGAACUCCAUCGUCCUCCGACCAGGGACUGUACCGAGAUUAGUACCUAGACACCGUUGUGCCCUUGUACCCAGGGGCUGGGAGUGAGAGAGAUCCACAAUGUCUGAACUUUUUAUGGAGUGUGUUGAGGAGGAGCUGGAGCCGUGGCAGAAACAAGCACCUGAAGUUCACUUGAUAGAAGAUGACGAUGAUGAGCCCAUCUUUGUUGGAGUGCUCUCUAAUAACAAAAAGGACAGUAAGGCGAACCCUCCACCUCCUCAGAGGACCAGUGCACCGAAGCAGGAAAUAAAGCACCCGGCUCCUCAGCCUGCUGUUGGCCCCUCACCAAUACUGAUGCCACUGAGUGUAACUGGAAAUGCAGUAAAAACUGCACCAUCCACUCUGGCAACAGUGACGCCGCAGCCCGUUAUCGUCAACAACCAGGGAUUUAUUGUCACUUCUCCGCAAUUAACAAACAGCACUGACUUUAUUGCCUCUCUUGGGUCCCAGUAUCCCCCUGGAACGUCAUUUACAAUUGUACCAGCUGGUCAGCAGCCUCUUUUUCAGCAGGUCCCUCCAGGGACAGUGAUACCUGGUGUCGUCCACAGACCUCAGGUGCAGCAAAUCAGCAACAACAUUGUGACUCUGUCUAACGUCCAGAGCCCCACUGUGUAUUCGACGCAGUCUGGUCAGCUACAGCCCAACCUGACCAACUCAUUCCCAACUAUUCAGACUUUCUCUGUGGCUGUGAAGAACAAUGGCAGUAACAGAGAUCAGAGCUCAGUCAAACGAGGGCUGACCCCACAGGAAAUGAAUGCUGUGUCAAAAAUUGUUAAGUUUGACUUAGCACCAGCAAAGCUAGUGGCCGGAGUGGAAAAUGGUGUCAUAAAGAAAAAAUGUCCCAACUGUCCAGAAGAAUGUGUCACAGAAGAGGCCCUGAAAUGUCAUAUGAUGACAUGCGGUACAAAUGUAGGAAGUGUGGCUCAGUCACCAAACAAGCGCAUCAUGCUGGUCUCGGAGUUCUACUAUGGUCGCUUUGAGGGAGAUGUUCAGAAGAAGGGGGCAGAGAAGACCAACACAACCUUUAAGUGCCAAAGCUGCUUAAAAGUUCUGAAGAACAAUAUCAGAUUUAUGAACCAUAUGAAGCACCACUUGGAGCUGGAAAAGCAAAACAGCGAGAGCUGGGAGAGCCACACGACCUGCCAGCACUGCUACCGACAGUACAUGACUCCAUUCCAGCUGCAGUGCCACAUCGAGAGCGCUCAUAGCCCGAUCGAAUCCUCAACUAAUUGCAAAAUAUGUGAGCUGGCGUUUGAGUCGGAGCAGGUGCUCCUGGAGCAUAUGAAGGGGAACCACAAACCCGGGGAGAUGCCGUAUGUCUGCCAGGUCUGCAACUACAGGUCCUCUUUCUUCUCUGAUGUGGAGACACAUUUCCGAAGCGUCCAUGAGAACACAAAAGACCUGCUCUGUCCUUUCUGUCUCAAAGUUCUCAGAACUAGUCAUAUAUACAUGCAGCACUACAUGAAACAUCAGAAAAAAGGGAUCCAUCGCUGUGGAAAAUGCAGACUGAAUUUUCUCACCUACAAGGAAAAAGUGGAACACAGGACUCAUGUCCACAAGACUUUCAGGAAACCAAAAGCCCUAGAGGGUCUUCCUCCUGGUACUAAGGUUACCAUCCGAGCCUCCCUCACAGGAAAGACACACAUAUUACCAGUGUCCCCUGAUGUAUCUGGCGUUGUCAGUCCAGAAACACAAGGUUCCAAUCAUCAAACUAAACCUUCGUGCAUCAUAGCCAAGUCGAAGUCGAACGUCUCCGGAGGAGGAAGAGGAAAGGAAAGGACGAGUCAGAACAAGAAGCCAGACGGUCGAACUGCCAAGCACAACCUGGCGCUCAGGAAUCUCAGUGCUCGUGGAAAACGCUACACCUGCAUCGAGUGCAACACACCAGUCGACCACUUCUUUUCUCAUUUCCCGAUGGUUUCGAGUUGUGGUGCGUGCAAAUACCGGACGUGUUGCAAAGUUUCCAUUGGGAAUCAUAUGAUUAGAUUUCACAGUACCAUCACCAAGAGCAGAUAUUCAAAAAUGGUUCCCAAGAAGAGUUCGGCGGGAUUAAAAUUUACCCUGGUCUGUCUGGACUGUGACCUGCUGGUGGAUGCAUCAUCUGCUGACCUGAUGACCAAACAUUUAAAUGAUCGACCAGGUCACACGUGCAAAGUCAUUCAGGAGAAAGCAGAUAUCAAAGCCAAAGACCGAGUAUGUCUCUUCUUGCAGCCUCCAAAACUCCAAGUGUACGUUGUAAAACCAGCACAUGCAGAAAAACCAAUGGACGUGGACUUGCAGCAAGCUGAGUGUGUCUCAUCUGAAAGUGCGACUACUACCACUGUCGAACAGCUAGUAUCAGAGCCAAUGAUGCCAGCGGGGGAGCAGGAAAAGGGCUCCCCAGAAAAAAAUGUCAGUGAGGAUUCCUCUAAAGGAGAAUUGAAGCAGGUGCCGCUGCCCUCUCUACUAUCUUCCAGUACAUCAGACGAGGUUUCAGACGAGUCAGUGGGUAAAUCGGAGAGUCUAGAUAUCCAAGAUCAGCUCCCUGUCUCUGUGAUUGAACCUGAGAGUGCACCUGGGGAACAACAGCCUAAAACAGAUUGAACCUGCACGUGAGCUGAAAGAUAUCAACGCAAAAGUGGCCUCUGUAGUGUUUCCUGUAUAAAUAUCAAACUUCUUACGUUUUCAUCUGUUACUAAUCUCCCUUCAGAGGUUUGACACCAGUUUAAGAGCUAGAAAAUAUUUUAUCUCAGAUUUUUGUUUACUCUUCUGUAAGACGUACCUUGCCUCACUAUAUGUAAAAUAUCUUUAUAAAUAAAAAAGUCUAUGGUCUUCUCAUUUUCCCCCAGGACGUUUACUGUUGAAAUAUUCAGUGGCGUAAAUAUUCUGCACCCUUACUGGUUGCACUGUAACUUACUCCAUUAUACUUAAGUGGAAUGGAUUUCUCAUAUUGAUAAUAGAAUCUGGUCUAUACCCUAAGUGGCUGACAUUAACCUUUAGGAAACUCCAUCUGCCUUAAAGAGGACAUAAACAAGCCCCUUUCUCAAUCCCCGGAGUCAGUCAGAUAAUGUUUUGAAACAAAUUUGUUAAAUGAUGUGAUUGUAAAAAGAUUUCCGAAAAGAAAUAAACUUUCUCAGUGGCAUAGAAUGUACCUGAAGCUAAAAGUAUAAAUGCUGAAAUAAUGCUGUGGUUCUUUAUUCGGUUUUGGCCACAUUUCUAGCAGACAAUACUUAGCUCUGAUAUUUUGAUUUGGGAUGGAGUUUUUUUUGUUUUUGUUUUUUUUUUUUAAUCUUCUUUUAGUUAGGGGUGGUAAUUGUGUAAUGUAAACUAUUUUUGACAUGUACUCUCCGAGAUUGGUUCUCUGAGAUUGGUUCACCAAAAACAAAAACGUACAUCUCUGAAAUGUUUACAAUUUUCCUGAUUUGUAGCAGAAAUAUUGGCGUGGGAGUGAUGUAGCACAUUGGCUAGUUUUGAACACCUUGAUUUUUGAACACAUACAGCUCCUUUAAACCCAUAAGAAAUCAGGCAGUAUGUGUAAAAAUAAAUAAAUGGAAUAAAAAAAAUCUGGGAAAGAUCUGUAGGAGGCGUUAGGUGGAAAAUGACUAUUUCCUGAGAAACAAGUGAAACCAUAGCUGUACAGCAACAAGUAGAUUUUACCGUCUUAACAGUGUUGCGAUGUGUAUAUGCUACCAUUGGCACAGGUUAUGUUGGCUUUUUUUAUUUUCAUUUGCUGUAAAGAGGUUAAUUCCCUGUAGCUCUGAGUAAGUUUGAUACAAUACUGUGUGUUUAUUUUGCGUGGCAUAAAACCUCGGAAUAACUGGUUAUUUCAUAGGUUUUCAAAAAAGAAAAAAAAAAGAAUUUUCAUUUGUAUGUACAGUGUAUAGCUGUAGAGUAAGUCUGUAAAUGCAUCUAUGUCUGCAAUGACACUAUAAUCCCCCGAACCUGUUUUGAAUACAUUCCUCUAAAAAACUAAUAAUAAUAAUGUGACACAUUUUCUUCAGAGAACUAUAAACUGGGUUUAGGUCCACAUUUUCCUGUUUGUGUAAAUAAAUCUUUAAUAUGA